Salvelinus sp. IW2-2015 is the source of this 1913-nucleotide messenger RNA. RefSeq names its product MFS-type transporter SLC18B1. Gene Ontology annotation, molecular function: transmembrane transporter activity. Lineage: Eukaryota; Metazoa; Chordata; Actinopteri; Salmoniformes; Salmonidae. The record is from RefSeq and is a predicted model, not a curated record. Gene Ontology annotation, biological process: transmembrane transport.
GUCAGGGGUGUAAGCAUUAGUCCAAACAGUUACAAAACGUUUCGUUUUGCAACUAAAACGACAGUUUCUAUUGGACAAAUUCAGCUAGGUCUCUACACGUUUCGUUCCUUUUAAGAAACGUUUAUCAACAGAAUAGUUGUAAUAAAUAAAACCCAGGCCUCCUCCAGACUUGCGUUUUUGGCGAAUUCUCGAAUAUAGUGCUCUUUCUCCAGUCCUUAGUCAAGGGCACGAUAUUUCUGAGAUGUCCGCUGGCGCCGAAGAGUCAUUUACGAAUUUAACAGGCCACAUUGUGACACAUUUGGUUUCCCUAACUUUAUGAAGCAGUAUCUAACGUUAUUCAUGUAACAGACAUUUCAGUAUCGGCAUUUGUGAUUUGAAUAGCAAUCCGGAUUAGUAGGAUAAUCUAUGAAUGACAACAAUAUGGAUUCUCAUGAAGUUCAACAAACAGAUGACAGCACAGUAGAAGAAUCAACAAGUAUUCCUAAUCAAAGGAUGACAAGACAUCAGAUCCUCACAUUGAUAUCAAUCGCAUCUGUSAACUUCAGCUCGAUGAUUUGUUACUCUAUACUGGGACCAUUCUUCCCCAAAGAGGCCGUGAAAAAAGGAGCCAGUCAGACUGUCAUUGGCCUUAUAUUUGGCUGCUAUGCUCUGUUUAAUCUGGUGGGCUCCGUAGUACUGGGUAAAUAUAUUGUUCAGAUCGGGGCAAAGUUCAUGCUAAUUUCAGGCUUAUUUGUGUCGUCAGUGUGCACCAUUCUCUUUGGCUUACUCGACAAAGUUCCUGACGGAGCUACUUUUAUUAUCCUGUGCUUUAUCAUAAGGUCUGUUGACGCUGUGGGCUUCAGUGCUGCAAUGACCUCUUCUUUUGCCGUUUCAACAAAAGUUUUCCCAAACAGUAUAGCAACUGUUCUGGGUAGUCUGGAGAUCUUUACAGGGCUGGGUCUUAUACUGGGACCACCAAUAGGUGGAUGGCUGUAUCAGUCGUUUGGAUACAAUGUUCCUUUCAUGGCUCUGGGAUGCUUCCUAUUUCUCAUGGUCCCCUUCAACAUGUACAUCUUACCAAGCUUUGCUGCUGAUCCUAGCAAGGACUCCUUCUUCAGGCUGUUCACGCGUCUGAAGAUAGUCCUCAUAUGCUUUGCCACAUUCACCCUGAGUUGUGGACUUGGCUUUCUAGAUGCGACCUUGUCCAUAUAUGCCAUUGAUACGUUUGACCUGUCUCCAGGUUAUGUGGGUCUUCUCUUGCUUGGUCUGUCGUUGCCUUACUGUCUAGCCUCACCUCUGCUUGGUAUCAUCWGUGACAGGUUUCCUUCCACGAGGCCGUGGUUCAUGGUGCUAGGAAGCUUGUUUACAGCGACUGGCUUCUGGUUCUUAGGUCCUGUCCCCAUUCUGCAAAUAAAGAGUCAGCUGUGGCUGGUGGUUUUCAUGCUGGGUAUCAUAGGAUUCUCUCUUAGCAUGACUGCCAUCCCUACCUUCCCUGAAAUACUCGACUGUGCAUAUGAAAAUGGAUUUGAGGAGGGUCUGAGCACUCUUGGACUGGUGUCUGGAUUGUUUGGAGCAGUGUGGUCCUUUGGGAUGUUUUGUGGUCCAACGCUCGGUGGCUUCAUCACACAACAGCUGAGCUUUGAGUGGGCUGCUUCUGUUCAAGGAGGCCUGGCCUUUCUAGCCGCUUUUUUUCUUGGUGUAUAUUUUCUCUGUCAAAGAACACGACAAGAAAGGGCUCCUCAAAUCCAGACGGAAAGACCUUCCGAUGAAGCUACCCAUCUUCUGACCUGAACAACGAGCAUCUACCAGGAACAAUCAUUUAUAUGUUCUGCUGUGAGAAACUGGCCAAAUUWAGAUCCUACACCUGUAUAUGUACAUAGGUGCUAAACGUGGAAUGUAACUUGUAUUAAAAUAUACAACCUAAGAGGAUGAUA